Galdieria sulphuraria is the source of this 3755-nucleotide messenger RNA. Its product is annotated as DNA-directed RNA polymerase subunit isoform 2. Lineage: Eukaryota; Rhodophyta; Bangiophyceae; Galdieriales; Galdieriaceae. Gene Ontology annotation, biological process: DNA-templated transcription. The transcript has 17 exons. Gene Ontology annotation, cellular component: nucleus; RNA polymerase I complex. The record is from RefSeq and is a predicted model, not a curated record. Gene Ontology annotation, molecular function: DNA-directed RNA polymerase activity; ribonucleoside binding; DNA binding. The coding region runs from base 69 to 3734 and encodes 1221 amino acids.
AGAUUUUUGUUGUUAUAUCGACUUUGAAAGUUUGACAUUGUGAAUCGAUUGGUGAUUGAUUUAUCAAAAUGAGUUCCGGUCGUAAUAGCAUUUUGUUAUCGUCGAAAGAGCACAAGCUAUUGGAACUCGUGAAACCGCAUGUUGAGUCGUUUGAUUACUUCCUUUCUAAAGGACUGACGUAUCUGGAGAAGGAGCUCCAGCCUUUAAGGUUUAUUCUUAACACCGACGAUCAAGAAACGAAGGAAUCGGAAUCAAAGAAGACGACAAGAAAAGUACAUUUUACACAGCAACUGGAUAACAACAGUAGUGAGAGUCUUUUAGACCCACAAAACUCAGAUGCCGCAGAAAAUUUUGAGGUGAACCAGAAACAUUUUGCCUCUAAAAAGCUUCCCAAAGACGCACAAGACAGUUUCCACACACCGAGCUCGUUGAUGGGACAGACCCCAGCUUCUAAAUUGCACGUUGAAAUUGAUGUAGCCAACAUAGAAGUUAGGAAGCCAUCACAGUAUCCCAAAGCGCGUAGAAGUGUGCAUGAUAAGCUGUUGCCGAGGCACUGUCGAGAGAACCAAACUAGUUAUAAAGCUCCACUUUUUUUGACUCUUCGUUGCAAGAUUGAUGGUAAGGUUUGCCAUCAGUUGGUUCGCCUUGUGGGAGAGAUUCCAGUCAUGGUUCGAAGUGCAGUGUGUCAUUUGAGUAAAAUGGAUAGUGGAGAGUUGCGGAAAUUAGGAGAAGAAGAGUUCGAGACUGGAGGAUAUUUCAUCUGUAAUGGUGUAGAGAAAGUGUUGCGAAUGAUCAUCGUCUCAAGGAGAAAUCAUAUCAUGGCUAUUAAGAGAGACUCUAAUAGCAACAGGGGACCUUUGUUUUCUUCAUUUUCUUGUUAUAUAAGAUGCGUUAGACCAGAUCAAACAAGCAAGACCUUCCAUCUUCACUACUUGACUUCUGGUGCCAUUCAAGCUAGAAUUUCUAUUUCAAAGCAAGAGUACAUGAUACCUGUGUUGCUAAUCUUCAAAGCUUUGAUUCCAGAGAUAACCGAUAGAACUAUAUACGAAGUCAUUAUGCAAGGAAACGAAAAUGACAUUUAUUUACGGGAUCGUGUAAUUGCAAUGCUGAUGGAUGGCUUGUCAAAGUAUGAAGGAACCGCUGGUUCAGAGUUGGCUUAUCUUGGAAGAACUUUUCGUAUCGCAUUGAGUAUAUUCGAUGAUCAAGUUACUGACGAACAAGUUGGAAGACAGUUUCUGAAGCAUUUUGUAUUAAUACAUCUUAGUGGUGACAAAUAUACAGAUGAUGACAAUGUAGCCAAACUCGAAAUGUUAGCUUUAAUGAUUCGGAAACUGAUUGCUGUAGCAAGGGGCUCUAUUUGCCCUGAUAGUCCUGAUUCUUUAGCACAUCAAGAAGUGCUACUUCCAGGACAUUUGUAUAUGAUGUAUUUGAAAGAGAAAAUAGAAGAUUAUUUAUUAGGCAUUCGCUCUGUGAUUUUGAAGGAUUUCAACAUGAAGAAAGCGAUUCAUUUAGAAGAAGGUCCAUAUUUUGCCACUUGCUUACAAAGAUGCCCUAUAGAUAUUGGCAAAAGAAUGGAGCAUUUUAUUGCAACUGGUCAGUUGCAGACUAGGACAGGAUUGGACUUGAUGCAAACUGCUGGAUAUUCAGUUGUUGCUGAAAGAAUCAGUUAUUAUCGAUAUAUUUCUCACUUCCGUUGUGUCCAUCGAGGACAGUUCUUUUCAGAGUUGAAAACUACUUCCGUUCGUAAACUUCUUCCAGAGGCAUGGGGUUUUCUAUGUCCUGUUCAUACACCCGAUGGCGCUCCUUGCGGUCUUUUGAACCAUCUAGCGCAUCCUGUAAUUGUUUCACAGUCAGAGGAGAUGGCUACAGAACCCUUGUUAAGUUGGCUUGUUGAACAUGGGAUGACUUUGUCCAAUAAGUAUUCCUCUUUAGAAAUGCCAAAUGCAUGGGAGUAUCCCGUCGUUUUAGAUGGAAAGAUAUUAGGCUAUCUUUCUGUGGAUAUAAUGAUGAAUAUCAGUCAGCAAAUGAGAAUUCUAAAGGUAAACAAUGAGAUGAAUAUACUUCCAAAAACUGCAGAAAUUGUUACAGUUGUCCGCCAAACCUGGAACGAUCGAAACUUCCCUGGUCUAUUUAUCUUCACUGGUCCUGCAAGAUUAUUAAGACCAGUAUGGCUAUUGUUGUCAAAGUCGCCAAAACAAGAAUAUAUUGGUCCAUUGGAACAGGCAUUUUUGCGUAUUGCUAAUCCUAAAGUCGUUUCUUUAGAUUGGAAGAAUAUGAAGAAGGAUGAGUCUGUUUUUGUUCCUGCAACACAUGAAGAAAUUGACUGUUUGAGCUUCCUAAGUUUAGUAGCAUCGCUUACUCCAUUUUCAGAUAUGAAUCAGAGUCCGAGGAAUAUGUACCAAUGCCAAAUGAGCAAACAAAGCCUGGGCACUCCCUAUCAUUUAUUUGAAAGAAGAAGUGACUCUAAAAUGUAUCGACUUGUAACCCCACAAGUGAGUUUUUCAUUUCAUGUUUGGACAAGUUUUGACAUAUUUCAGAUUCCUAUCGUUCGAAAUUUUCCAACUCAAGAUUCUUUUGAGAUGGAUCAUUUUCCUAAUGGUUUUAAUGCUGUAGUAGCAGUUUUGAGUUACACUGGCUAUGAUAUGGAGGACGCCAUGGUCAUCAAUAAGGCAAGUUUGGAUCGAGGCUUGGCGCAUGGAACGAUGUAUUCAACACAGUUGAUCGAUUUAGAUCAAAUGAGAGGAACAAAAUCGAAAUAUAUAGGAGGAGGUAGUCAACAUGAGACAAUUGGCGAGGAUGGAUUACCAGAAGUUGGUGUUAGAGUGUUCAAAGGUGAUCCACUGUAUUGUAUAGCAGAUGAAACUGUGUACAGUCUAGCUAGUGGCACUUCAGAGAAAGUUUAUUUUCAUAAGCAAGCUGAUCCAGCUAUAGUUGAUCAAGUUCGUCUGAUUCCCGUUACUAGCAGAGCCUCCGCAGAAGGCAUCCGAAGAGCUUCGAUAAAAUUGCGUUAUCCGAGAAUUCCAGUUAUUGGAGACAAGUUUGCUUCUCGUCAUGGCCAGAAGGGAGUUCUUUCAGCGUUGUGGCCUUCGGAAGACAUGCCUUUUACGGAGAAUGGGAUCGUUCCUGAUAUUAUUUUUAACCCAAAUGGAUUUCCUAGUCGAAUGACUAUAGGAAUGAUGAUGGAAAGCAUUUGUGGUAAAGCAGGAGCAUUGCAUGGCAUGUUUCAAGAUUCCACUCCCUUUCGCUUUGAUGAAGAUAACACUGCUGUUGAUUACUUUGGAGAACAGUUACGCAAGGCUGGCUUUAAUUUCUAUGGAAAUGAAGUUAUGUAUUCUGGAUACACUGGUGAGCCUUUUCAAGUCGAUAUUUUCAUUGGGGUCAUUCAUUAUCAGCGACUGAGGCAUAUGGUUAGCGAUAAAUUCCAGGUUCGUUCUACGGGUCCAAUCAACCCUUUAACUCGACAACCUGUGAAAGGACGAAAAGUAGGAGGCGCUAUUCGUUUUGGAGAAAUGGAAAGAGAUGCUUUACUUGCUCAUGGUGCUGCUUAUUUACUUCAUGAUCGGCUUCAACUUUGCUCUGAUUUGCAUACGGUUUAUGCGUGUGAAGUUUGUACCAUCGCAUCAUUUGUAGAUAUUGUGGCGAAGAGAAAGGACGCCCAAAGAAGAUACUAUUGCCUUAUGUGUUCAAAUAUUUGGCCACCGAAUUGGCAGCAGUCAAUAUUCGAACGCGAUUAGGAUUACAAUGUGAAAUGUGAC